This is a messenger RNA of Gymnodraco acuticeps, 2595 nucleotides long. It is a transcript of the gene flot1a, whose product is annotated as flotillin 1a. Gene Ontology annotation, cellular component: plasma membrane. Bases 496 to 1671 code for a protein of 391 amino acids. The record is from RefSeq and is a predicted model, not a curated record. The transcript has 13 exons. Lineage: Eukaryota; Metazoa; Chordata; Actinopteri; Perciformes; Bathydraconidae. Gene Ontology annotation, biological process: protein localization to plasma membrane; positive regulation of endocytosis; positive regulation of cell-cell adhesion mediated by cadherin.
UGGACGCAUCAUCUCAGCUGCUGUCAAACGCGAAUAAACGUCACCUGGGACUAAAUUACAAUAAUUGUUCCCAAAACAGACCGCUAUUUAUUCCACCAUUAUCACCUUACUCUACAUAAACUACAUCAUUUAUUUUCUAGCCGUUUGAAAGAGGAUCAGCCAUCAUGUUCUACACCUGUGGUCCUAACGAGGCUAUGGUGGUGUCAGGGUUUUGUCGUUCUCCUCCACUGAUGAUACCUGGAGGCCGAGUGUUCGUCAUCCCGUGCAUCCAGCAGUUACAGAGGUCGGCAAAUAUGAAUGUUUACUGUUUUCUGUCCAUCUUUAUUCCUGACAUUGGUGCUUUUUCAUCUCACGCCUAGACUACUGCAACUCACGCCGAGACUCUCACGCCUAGACUACGACAACUCUCGCCUAGACUCUCACGCCUAGACUACUGAAACUCCCUCCUGGCUGGUCUACCUGCAUGUGCCAUCCGACCUCUGCAGCUCAUCCAGAAUGCAGCGGCUAAAUGCAAUGAUUUCUCUGAACACGCUGACUCUGAAUGUGAAGAGCGAUAAAGUGUACACCCGCCAUGGGGUGCCUGUCUCCGUCACCGGGAUAGCCCAGAUGAAGAUCCAGGGUCAGAACAAACAGAUGCUGGCUGCAGCUUGCCAAAUGUUCAUGGGGAAGUCAGAAGCAGAGAUCGCUCAGAUCGCCUUGGAGACGCUGGAGGGACACCAGCGGGCCAUCAUCGCCCACCUGACUGUGGAGGAGAUCUACAAGGACAGGAAGAAGUUCUCGGAGCAGGUUUUUAAGGUGGCCUCCUCUGACCUGGUCAACAUGGGCAUCAGCGUGGUCAGCUACACGCUCAAAGACGUUCACGACGACCAGGAUUAUCUGCAUUCACUGGGGAAGGCUCGAACAGCCCAGGUUCAGAAGGACGCCCGCAUUGGAGAGGCCAAGAACAAGAGAGAUGCUGUGAUCAGGGAGGCUCAUGCGAUGCAGGAGAAAGUCUCGGCUCAGUACAAGAAUGAGAUCGACAUGGCGAGGGCUCAGAGGGACUAUGAGCUGAAGAAGGCAGCCUAUGACCUGGAGGUGAACACUAAGAAGGCGGAGUCGGAGAUGGCCUACCAGCUGCAGGUGGCCAAGACGAAGCAGCGCAUAGAGGAGGAGAAAAUGCAGGUCCAGGUGGUGGAGCGCACGCAGCAGAUCAUGCUGCAGGAGCAGGAGAUCACCCGUAGGGAGAAGGAGCUGGAGGCCAAGGUGAAGAAACCUGCAGACGCUGAGCGGUACCGCCUGGAGAAGCUGGCUGAAGCUCAGCGUCUCAAGAUGAUCAUGGAGGCGGAGGCUGAAGCCGAGUCCAUCAGGAUGAAAGGUGAAGCCGAGGCGUUUGCCGUGGAGGCCAAAGGUCGCGCUCAGGCGGAGCAGAUGGCCAAGAAGGCAGAGGCCUUCCAACAGUACAAGGAUGGAGCCAUGGUGGACAUGCUGCUGGAGAAACUGCCUCUGAUGGCAGAAGAGAUCAGCCGGCCUCUGUGUGAAGCCAAUAAGAUCACCAUGGUGUCCAGUGGGGGGGGGGAGGUGGGCGCAGCCAAACUGUCAGGAGAGGUGAUGGACAUCAUGGUCCGCCUCCCCGCCGCCGUGGAGAAACUGACCGGAGUCAACAUCUCCCAGGUGACCUCAGGUACCGGCUGAAGAGAAACAGCAGUGUGGUGACCAGACAGAUCCACUCCAGCUCUUUGCAUGAGUCUGCUCACACUAACAGCCUCUCUCCUCUGAUCCCAUUUAGUCUUCAGCUGUGAUUCGGAGUUGCGAAAAUAUCAUAUUUGAUCACCGAUACGCGGCUCUAUGUGAUCUGAAGUACUGUGCUCCUCUGGCUACUGUCACUGUUGUUAUCUCGGUUGUUGUUUUUAUAUAGGCUACUGUUUUUUUUUAUUACAUUUAGCAUAAUCCCAUGACAUUCAAAUUACAAUUCUUCCACAUACUUUAUUUAAAAAACCCAGACUGUGACUUAAUUUACUUUGACUUUACCAGACUUUUAAAUGCUUAGCAACAACACCUUUUAACAGAAGCCUCUUUGUAUCCCAUACUUUUUCCCCCCAUUCAUUUUAAAAUUCCUUUUUCUUUUCAUCCCUGUUUUUCUCUCUGCAGUAUGUCACAUUGUGUGUGUCUGUGUCACUGUAUUGAGAAUUAUUUAUUUGUCUGAGUCACUUUCACUGUCUGUGUUUAACUGUAAAUGUCUCCUCCAUAACUGCCUGUCCACUGCCUUGCUGCCAAACCUUAAGUGCAUCUUAACAUGAGUUUGUAACACAAACACGGCUUCAUUUCCUAAUCCUUCUAACAUGUCAUACUCUAAUUAAUACUAGGACAAAACCACCGCCUGUGGUCAUGGCCAUCACUCAUCCUCAUCAUGGGAUUUGAUUAGUGUAAUCAUUUUGAAAUUAGAUUUUUCAAGUUGUCAUGGAUGGUCUAAGCCAGGGGUAUCAAACUCAAGGCCCGGGGGCCAAAUCCGGCCCGCAACUUCAUUUUAUGUGGCCCCACAAGAGCUUGCAAAGAAUAUAAUAUGUUUAUUAUACGGUUACAUGCUACUUUACAGAAGCACGUUGCCCAUAAACUACA